Gloeophyllum trabeum ATCC 11539 is the source of this 705-nucleotide messenger RNA. RefSeq lists its product as uncharacterized. The record is from RefSeq and is a predicted model, not a curated record. NCBI's taxonomy places the organism in Eukaryota, Fungi, Basidiomycota, Agaricomycetes, Gloeophyllales, Gloeophyllaceae. Bases 80 to 607 code for a protein of 175 amino acids. The transcript has 3 exons.
UGACCAGCGAUUCAUAUAUUGCGGCUCUGGGAGCUCUCCGGUACUCACAUUCGUUGCACUCUACACUCUUACUCUGUACAUGAUGUGCACCGCAAGCAAUCUUUCCACUCUGCCAUCCCAGUUAUCCCCGGAGUCUAGCUCUUGGGGUGUGGUUCAGCCACAUGUCACGACUGCAUCCAGCACGGGAGAGGAGUCGGACAAGGAAAACAAAGAUACAGGGGAAGCAGGCACCGCUGACUCUGAAGUUGUGGCUUCUAAAGAUAUGCCAGAAGAUUCCCUGGAACAGCGAAUGACGAGGCUUCAGCUUGUACAAGCGACCCACAAGCAGGUUGUGGCCACCAAGAAGGUCACAGGCGUACAUCGUACUCACAAGGCAAAUCGGAAAGUUAAGUUCGCUCCGAUGCCCCGCCCGUACACCAGAAAUCGGUGGGUCGCUAGCAUGCGGCGGCAGCUCAUCAAAGACGAGGGAAUCUGGUUGCGCGAGGAGAUGGCCGAGCUGUUCGGAGAGCUCGACGAGGCGAAGCGUCUGGUAGAUCGGAGCGCGGCCAACUUCGCUAGGAUUCAGAGGCAGCUGAAUGACCUGCAAGAGUCUCUGCGAGAACUCUAGGAUUGCGCGAGAAUGUGUAUUCUCUUAGUGUAUAAUACGUGCCAUAAUUGAUCGCGUUGCCAGCCACAGGAGAUCGAGCUUCGCGAGUCUUCCUUCUG